CGCAGCUCAUCCAAAGAGCAAAUGUUGGCGCCGCAGCGCGGGAGUCAGCUAUGGACUGGAAAGAAAUCCUUCGCCAGCGGCUAGCGACGCCCAACACUGACCUAAAGAAAAAGAAAAGUGAGCAAAAACUGAAAGAUGAAGAAAUGGAUUUAUUUACUAUGUACUACUCUGAAUGGAAAGGAGGUGGAAAAAACACAAAUGAAUUCUAUAAGAACAUUCCCCGUUUUUAUUAUAGGCUGCCAGCUGAAGAUGAAGUUUUACUACAAAAAUUGAGAGAGGAAUCCCGAGCUGUCUUUCUGCAAAGGAAAAGCAGAGAGCUGUUAGACAAUGAAGAAUUACAGAACUUAUGGUUUUUGCUGGAUAAGCACCAAACACCACCUAUGAUUGGAGAAGAAUCAAUGAUUAAUUAUGAAAGUUUUUUGAAAGUUGGUGAAAAAGCUGGAUCAAAAUGCAAGCAGUCUUUCACAGCAAAAGUUUUUGCUAAACUCCUUCAUAUAGAUUCUUAUGGAAGGAUAUCUAUUAUGCAGUUCUUUAAUUAUGUCAUGAGAAAGGUGUGGCUUCAUCAAACAAGAAUAGGACUCAGUUUAUAUGAUGUUGCUGGUCAAGAGUACCUUCGGGAAUCAGACUUAGAAAACUACAUAUUGGAACUUAUUCCCACUUUGUCACAAUUAGAUGGAUUGGAAAAAUCUUUUUAUUCCUUUUAUGUUUGUACGGCUGUUAGGAAGUUCUUCUUUUUUUUAGACCCUCUAAGAACAAGGAAGAUCAAAAUUCAAGAUAUUUUAGCAUGCAACUUUCUAGACGAUCUGUUAGAGCUAAGGGAUGAGGAACUAUCAAAAGAGAGUCAAGAAACAAAUUGGUUUUCUGCUCCUUCUGCCCUAAGAGUUUAUGGCCAGUAUUUGAAUCUGGAUAAGGAUCACAAUGGCAUGCUCAGUAAAGAAGAGCUCUCUCGCUACGGAACAGCAACCAUGACCAAUGUCUUCUUGGACCGGGUCUUCCAGGAGUGUCUCACUUACGAUGGAGAAAUGGAUUAUAAAACCUACCUGGAUUUUGUCCUUGCAUUAGAAAACCGAAAAGAACCUACAGCUCUUCAGUAUAUUUUUAAAUUGCUAUAUAUAUUGAACAAAGGUUAUCUGAAUGUCUUUUCCCUUAACUAUUUCUUUAGGGCUAUACAGGAACUAAUGAAAAUCCAUGGACAAGAUCCUGUUUCAUUUCAAGAUGUCAAGGAUGAAAUCUUUGACAUGGUAAAGCCAAAGGAUCCUUUAAAAAUUUCUCUUCAGGAUUUAAUUAACAGCAAUCAAGGGGACACAGUUACCACCAUUCUAAUUGAUCUGAAUGGAUUCUGGACUUAUGAGAACAGAGAAGCCCUUGUUGCAAAUGACAAUGAGAACUCAGCAGACCUGGAUGAUACAUGAUCUCUCAAAGACUGAAUUAUAUUCAUUAAGAUAAACUUGAAUGUAGCAUAUAAAACCUUUGGUGCACAAUCCUUAGAAAAGACUUAAA
This is a messenger RNA of Sorex araneus (European shrew), 1500 nucleotides long. Its product is annotated as serine/threonine-protein phosphatase 2A regulatory subunit B'' subunit gamma-like. Bases 51 to 1412 code for a protein of 453 amino acids. The record is from RefSeq and is a predicted model, not a curated record. Gene Ontology annotation, biological process: regulation of dephosphorylation; cortical cytoskeleton organization; microtubule cytoskeleton organization. Gene Ontology annotation, cellular component: centrosome; spindle. Lineage: Eukaryota; Metazoa; Chordata; Mammalia; Eulipotyphla; Soricidae. The transcript has a single exon.